AUGCAUUUCGCAUACCCUUCGCGAAAAGCGUCGAAUCCACCGCCCUUCAAACCCCGCUCCUCGCGCUUCCCGGUUCUUCUUCGCAAGGGCAGACUACGGACGAUAGCGCUCUUCGGCGUCGCCGUGCUCUUCCUCCUCUACCUCUUCUCCGGCGGCUCGAGGCAAAGGACGAAAUCGCGACAUGUACCCAGCGGGACGCCGCCCGUGGUGAUGGUUACGGUUCUGGAUAGCGCACAUGGGCUGCCUUACAUGGAGACGGUCAGGGAGAACCGGAUAAGCUAUGCCAAACUACACGGCUACGAAACCUUUUUCGUACAUGUCGGAGAUUACGACCUUCACGGCUCAGCUAUGUCCUGGACCAAAGUGGUCGCUAUGAGGCACGCCCUGAACAAGUUUCCCGACUGCCAGUACAUCUGGUUCCUCCACCAAGAUGCCUUCAUCAUGAAUCCCAAGAUCUCCCUGCAUAAGGAUAUACUGGCUCCCGGGAAGCUCAACGAGUUGAUGAUGCGCAACCAGCCGGUCGCUCUUCCGGAUAGCAUCAUCCAUACGUACCAGGCGCUCAAACCCGACAAUGUUGACCUUGUGGUCACGCAGGAUGCAGGGGGAAUGUCCCCCGAUAGUAUGGUAAUAAGAAACACGGAAUGGGCGGAGUUCUUCCUCGAUACCUGGUACGAUCCGCUCUACAGGGGCUACAACUUCCAAAAGGCCGAGAUCCACGCUCUCGAGCACAUCGUGCAAUGGCACCCCACUAUUCUCUCGAAGCUCGCACUGAUCCCCCAGAAAUUUCUCAACUCGUACAGUCGCGAGACUCUCGGGCAAAAGUAUUCGGACGGCGACUUUGUGGUUCGGUUUGCCGAGUGCACCAAGACGGGGGACACGAGCUGUCAACAGGAGGCUGGCCGGUAUAAUGAGCUGAGACUGCAUGCAUUCGCUAGCGCGUGA
This is a messenger RNA of Scedosporium apiospermum, 942 nucleotides long. RefSeq names its product putative Alpha-1,6-mannosyltransferase subunit. Gene Ontology annotation, cellular component: Golgi membrane; mannan polymerase complex. The transcript is spliced from 3 exons. NCBI's taxonomy places the organism in Eukaryota, Fungi, Ascomycota, Sordariomycetes, Microascales, Microascaceae. The record is from RefSeq and is a predicted model, not a curated record. Gene Ontology annotation, biological process: protein N-linked glycosylation. Gene Ontology annotation, molecular function: alpha-1,6-mannosyltransferase activity. The coding region runs from base 1 to 942 and encodes 313 amino acids.